AGAUGAACUCGAGCAAUGGGGUGCCAUGGAAUCCUUCGCCCGUUCUACAAAAGUAUUGCAGACUUCUCGCCCAAACUUUCGUUAGACCGAGUGGCCCGAACUCCACACAAGACCAUGGAUCACGACAUUGAAACAAACACUCUUGAGGAUUUAGAUAACCGGCCUUUAAAAAAAGCAAGAUGUUGUGAAUCAGUUAUUUUGGAUGAUUUACCUUCCGUCUCAGCAUCAUCUCUGGUUUCUGAAACUUGUUCGCAAUCAGAUGAUCAUAUAGAUGCUGAUCCAUUGCCAUCGCCUCCAUCAGCAACCAAGUUGACAGUUUCUGAACUGGCUAAUGAUGAAAAAGAUCCAGAUGAUGCUUCUCAAACGAUAGGUUCAGAAUCAGCUGAUCAUAUAGAUGGUGAUCCAUUGCUAUCGCCUCCAUCAACAACCAAGUCGACAGUUUCUGAAUUGAUGAACGAGGAAAAUAUAAAUGACGUGAUAUAUGAAUUGGCGGAUGAAGAAAAAACUGACGUGACAUAUGACUAUCUACCACAAGGUAAAAUUUUCACUUAUUAUUUUUAUACUUCUGCACUAAUGAUUUUCAUCAAUGGGCUAGAGCUUUUCAUCAAGAUAUAGCGCAAAACUGUUGAUUCAAUCUAUUUGUAGAUUAUGCAUCAACCGAACUGGAUGUAUGUUCAUUAUAUCUAAAUUAGGGUAUAACGCAAAUCUGUUACUUCCAUCUUUUUGUAGAUUACGCAUUGACGGAACUGGAUCUGUGUGCUCAUUUAGUAAUCGAAGACUCUUCAAAAAAACAAAUAUUGGUGAAGAUAGAUCAAGUAUAUGUCAAACAGUGUGAUUUGAUGUGCCUGCUAGAUAGUGCCAAAUGGCUAAAUGAUGAUGUAAGUACCUUUAGUAACAAGAAAAAUGUUUAUGAUUAUUUUAGUAUUCAUCAACAAUAAAUAAUUUCAAAACUUUUUAG
Brachypodium distachyon (stiff brome) is the source of this 958-nucleotide messenger RNA. RefSeq lists its product as uncharacterized. Lineage: Eukaryota; Viridiplantae; Streptophyta; Magnoliopsida; Poales; Poaceae. The record is from RefSeq and is a predicted model, not a curated record. The transcript has 3 exons. The coding region runs from base 16 to 615 and encodes 199 amino acids.